Penicillium manginii is the source of this 834-nucleotide messenger RNA. Its product is annotated as putative ABC transporter. Gene Ontology annotation, molecular function: ATP binding; ATP hydrolysis activity. The transcript has 2 exons. The record is from RefSeq and is a predicted model, not a curated record. Lineage: Eukaryota; Fungi; Ascomycota; Eurotiomycetes; Eurotiales; Aspergillaceae. Bases 1 to 834 code for a protein of 277 amino acids.
AUGGCGUCCCAAUCCCCAUCGAUCGAGGUGCAGAACCUCUCCUAUAAAUUCCAAGAUGGGUCCGCGGGGCUACAAGACGUGCAAUUGAGUCUUCCACCUGGAAGCCGAACGCUACUAAUCGGCGCAAACGGAGCCGGCAAAACCACUCUGCUACGCCUAGUCUCAGGCAAACGCCUAGCACCCAACGACACAAUUGCCGUGGGCGGCAAGGACCCCUUCAAAGAGGGCCUGGACGGAGUCACCUACCUGGGCGUUGAGUGGGUACUGAACAGCAUUGUCCGCACCGACAUCGACGUGCCAACUCUACUCUCCUCCGUGGGCGGCGAUGUCUACACAGAGCGCCGCGACGAGCUAGUCGACAUCCUCGACAUCGAUCUGAGCUGGCGCAUGCACGCCGUUUCCGACGGUGAGCGCCGUCGUGUCCAGCUAGCCAUGGGUCUUCUGCGUCCCUGGCAGGUCCUUCUCCUCGACGAAAUUACCGUCGAUCUGGACCUGCUUUCCCGGAGCAAUUUCCUCGCGUUCUUGAAGCGUGAGACGGAGACUCGCGCUUGCACGAUCGUUUAUGCGACGCAUAUUCUGGACAAUCUUGCGCAGUGGCCGACUCAUCUUGCGCAUAUGCAUCUGGGUAGGGUCAAGGCGUGGGGUCCUGUUGAGCAAUUCUAUCGCGAAAUCCCGCAGUGGACGUCUGAGAAUAGCCGGCUGGGAGAGUUGGUUCUGAAGUGGUUGAAGGAGGAUCUUGAUGCUCGUGGUCCGCGGAAGGGCCGGUCGACGGAGGGCAAGACUUACCAGUCUCUUGAGGGGUUGGGAGGGUAUGGACUUGAGAAGCGCAGUUAA